Oncorhynchus gorbuscha (pink salmon) is the source of this 3211-nucleotide messenger RNA. RefSeq names its product forkhead box protein G1-like. The record is from RefSeq and is a predicted model, not a curated record. Gene Ontology annotation, molecular function: sequence-specific double-stranded DNA binding; DNA-binding transcription factor activity. The coding region runs from base 166 to 1398 and encodes 410 amino acids. Gene Ontology annotation, cellular component: nucleus. Gene Ontology annotation, biological process: regulation of transcription by RNA polymerase II. NCBI's taxonomy places the organism in Eukaryota, Metazoa, Chordata, Actinopteri, Salmoniformes, Salmonidae. The transcript has a single exon.
UCUGAAGUGUUAUAAUUGAACCUGUGAGUUCAUCGAUCAGUCAGUGAAGUUGGCAGCGCACGAAGGGCGCAUUUUGUCUUUCGCACCCUAAUACGUUGUGCGUCUAAUUUCGUGGAUUUAGACGUUCCUUCUCUUCAGACUGCCAGACACCGUGGGAACUGGGUGAUGUUGAAUAUGGAGGACAAGAGUGACGACGGCGCCGCACUGGAUGGGAUCAUUUCCCGAUGCUCCAAGCCCCUUUCCAGAAAACACAUUUCUUCGGGGCUAUCUGCUAGGCCUAAAGAAGUUAGUGCUCAAGAUGGAAAAUAUGAUUUAAAUAGAGACAAAAACUGUGAUAAUAAAGAAUACGCCGUCCAAGAGGACAAACGAGUCUCCAGAAAUGGCCAAAGGGAAGACGGAGAAGAUACGGAGAGAGUUGGAGAGGUGAAGACAUGUGGAGGGGUAGAGGGAAAAGCCAAACCGGAGAAACCUCCUUUCAGCUAUAACGCUCUGAUAAUGAUGGCUAUUAGCCAGAGCCCGGAGCGAAGGCUUACCCUCAACGGCAUUUAUGAGUUCAUCAUAGGUCAUUUCCCUUACUAUCGAGAAAAUAGACAAGGAUGGCAGAAUUCCAUCCGACAUAACCUGAGUCUGAACAAGUGCUUUGUCAAAAUACCUCGCCAUUAUGAUGACCCAGGCAAAGGCAACUACUGGAUGCUUGACCCUUCAAGUGAGAACAUGUUCAUAGCUGGCACAACUGGUAAACUCCGGUGCCGUUCCACGGCGGGCACCCGUGCAAAGCUGGCAAUUAAACGGGAUUCCCGUUUGACCACCACUGCUGCCGGGCUGGCGUUCACUGGGUCAUUUUAUUGGCCGGUGCCAUCGUUUCUAAACCUUCAACAUCCUGCGCACUCAUACCCGGGCACAGGGUCAUAUGUAGGGCCCCAUCAGUCCAACUAUGCCACCUCGAUCCUUUCUCAACGGUCACACCACACCACCGUCAGUGCCAUAAAUGCUAGGGCAGACCAACUCUUCCAAACAAACCAAGAGUCGUCUUAUGUUGGCAUGGGUGGAGGUGCGCAGUACUGUCGCCAUCAACAAAUGAGCGCAGCCACAACAUUCGCCUCUUCAUCGUUGCCAUGCACGUUGUCUCUCCCUAACCCUUGUUCCUUUAACUUGCUAUCCGGACAAGCGAGUUAUUUUUACUCGCAUCACCAGGUACCCCACCCGGUGACGUUCAAUGCAUGGUGCCAGGAGGAGUACCCCUCAUCCAAGGCAUCUCCUGCCGGACACAUUUACUCCGGAAAGAAUGGACCAUCGGAUUGCUUGGGGAGUUUAUGCAUGGAGUUCCCUAAUUAUUUUCUUCCAAGCAGCCACACGAGCACCCUCAACACCAAUCUUUCUUGGGAUGCAGGGAAAUGACCAUAUUUAAUGAUCUAUUUAAAUUAAAAACGUAUGUUUCUCUUUAAGUAUUGUAUCUUUCUAAUGUCUACCAAUACUGCGAAAUUGAUUUAAAUAAUUGAUGUGAGUUUGCUAUUAUCCAAAUAGUCCUAUCUGUCUUUGGAAAGAACAUUUAUUUCAUCAUCCGUUUUUAAAUAAUCGCCAAUCACGCGUGAAUGUGCAAUUUCCAUCUAAACGUAUUACUAAAAACACCACUCACCAUUUCAUUUUUUUUCAGUGCAAUAACCUAGAAUAAUGUUGUAUUAUUUCACGAAUAAUGGGCAAUAUUUGUGGUGCAUUCAGAUAAUUAAAAGUGUAUUUUCCUUUGAUAGCAUUUCGUUAGUAGCCUUUUUAAAUACCAAAUAUAAUACCAACUAUAUGUCACAAGAUGAGAGAUGCUGUAAGAUAGUUUCACAAUGGUGAAUGAUGUUGUAAUUAGCAGGGUCGAGAUUGUUAUUGCGAGAUGUUGCAUCACCGUUUAGGCUACUUUUACUCACAGGCUCAUCACUCGCUGACAUGUGUAUUCGUUUUUUCGUUCUUGGUGUCGUAACUCCGAUUUGCGAUUUUUAGGCCUAAGUCUUAGGGAUGUUGGCUAUAUGGAACAUCAUUUAAAAUAUAUAUAAAAUAAUGAAAAUAACUUGUACAACAGUGUCCCAUGAGUGCUCUCCAUAUAUCUGUAGAAAACUGGCGAGAUUGUCCGAUGAUAGCCUUAUUUCCAUUAAUACAAAUUGAGAAAUUGAUGUGCUUGAACAAUUCACUGUUAAUUUAAAACAAACUUAAAAUAACAAUCGUCUUCUUACAUGUCCUCUAUCAAUCGUAUUGCUUGAGGAAAGAUGUGCGUAAUUAAUUUUAAACGAAAGGUAUUGGAAUAAAGUAUUUACUCUGAUGCAACUAAAAUAAUAUAUAAAUUAGAAACAAAAGUCAAUAAUUGUUUUGAUACUCCAGGAUUAAAAAUAAAACAUUGGCUAAGAAUUUUCUCUCCUGUACUAGUCUAUUUCGUCAAAAUCAAAACUAUAGGGAUUGUCUCGAUUUGUGUCUCAAUAUGAACACAAUGCUGUGUUGAGCAUUUCCUAUGUUUUAGAAUACAACUAAACUAAAUACAAUGGCAAGAAAAACCCUUUGGAAUUACCUGGACUUCCAUAAAUUGGUCAUGAAAUUUGAUCUGAUCUUCAUCUAAGUCACAACAAUAGACAAACACAGUCUGCUUAAACUAAUAACACACAAACAAUUAUACUUUUCACGUCUUUAUGCAACACACCAUGUAAACAUUCACUGUGCAGGGUGGAACAAGUAUAUGAACCCUUGGAUUUAAUAACUGGUUGACCCUCCUUUGUCAGCAAUAACCUCAACGAAACGUUUCAUGUAGUUGCAGAUCAGACCUGCACAAUGGUCAGGAAGACUUUUGGACCAUUCCUCUUUACAAAACUAUUUAAGUUCAGCAAUAUUCUUGGGAUGUCUGGUGUGAACCGCUCUCGAGGUCAUGCAACAGCAUCUCUGUCCGGUUGAGGUCAGGACUCUGACUGGGCCACCCCAGAAGGCGUAUUUUCUUCUGUUGAAGCCAUUUUGUUGUUGAUUUACUUCUGUGAUUUGGGUCGUUGUCAUGUUGCAUCACCCCAACUUCUGUUGAGCUUCAAUUGGCGGACAGAUAGCCUUACAUUCUCCAGUAAGAUAUCUUGAUAAACAUGGGAGUUCAUUUUCCCGUCUAUGCUGUCCAGGUCCUGAGGCAGCAAAGCAGCUCCAAACCAUGAUACUCCCUCCACCAUACUUUCCAGUUGGGAUGAGGUUUUGAUAUUGG